UAGUUAGUUAAAAUACAUAAUAAAGGUAAAAAUAAAACAUGGAAAUACUAAAUGAAGUUGAGUUAAGGAAAGAGCAGCGAAUUAAAGAGAAAAUUGAAAUGUUAAAGAAAGAAGGGAAAAAACCUGAAGAAAUUAAAGCUGAGUUGGAGAAAGUAAAUAAAAAUAAGAAAACAAAAGAAGUUGUGGUAUGCAACACUGUUACAGACAUACAAAGACGAAAAAUUGAUAAGUUGAUGAGUGAUCCGACAAAAGAGCCUUACAUACCUGAACCAAGAAAAGAGUGGAAGCCAAGAGAACCUGCAGAAUUUGUUCGCCAUGUUAUGGGUUCCAGUGCUGGUGCAGGAAGUGGAGAAUUUCAUGUGUACCGUGGAAUAAGACGGCGUGAAGCAAGAAGAAAUGAAUAUCUUGACAAGAAAGGACUUAAAGACGAGUUGGAUGAAGAAUUUAAAAAAAAACUGAUAGAAAAUGAAAUAAAAAACAAUAAAACUACAGAAAAGAAAAGAUUAAAAAGACAGAAGAAAAAACAGAAGAAAAUAAUUUCAAAAAAGCUAAAGUUAGUUUCAAUUAAAGAUGACAAAGAAGGAGAGGAAUCAAGUAGUGGAGAAGAAAACAAAUCAGAAGAUGAAAAACAUUUUGUUAUUGGCGGAAAGUAAAAUUACUAUAAUGAGUUAGAAUAAAUCAAUCAGAAAGUACAAGUAAAUGGUAUAUAGUGGAAUGGAAGUUAACAAUCAAUGAGAACCCAAUGUAAACAAUAAUGAUGGAAAUAUAAUUAUUUAAUGGGAACAAAAAAAGAACUGGAAACAAAAACGAACUAUUAAAAGAAAAAGAAGCAAUGGAAAGGAUGAUAUUAAAAUGUAAACAACUUAAAUAAAAAGACAAAAUGAAAUAUAUAUAAAAUUUAAUGAAUAAAAUUUUUUGUAUGUGUAUAAUUUAAAAGUAUUUAAAGAUACUAAAAAGCUA
Molecule: messenger RNA, 960 nt
Organism: Hydra vulgaris (swiftwater hydra)
Lineage: Eukaryota; Metazoa; Cnidaria; Hydrozoa; Anthoathecata; Hydridae
Product: PRKR-interacting protein 1 homolog
Biological process (GO): negative regulation of protein kinase activity
Cellular component (GO): nucleolus
Molecular function (GO): protein kinase binding; protein kinase inhibitor activity; double-stranded RNA binding
Source: RefSeq, a predicted model, not a curated record